AUGAGCGGUCUAUCCACCACCGACACCCCCGCUGAUUCCGUGGCAACGAACCCAAGUCAGCCAAGCAUCAUUUCAUCUUCCAUAACCGAUGCCUCGCGACGAGAGCCCGCCUCCUCCGCCGCCGGUACCACCGAACUCGCCGGUCAAUCGGUAAAUGCCCUGACUGGGCAUGAGCAGGAGAAGCUUGAGACUGCUAAGAAACUGGUCAUCGACGCGCUUAGAUUCGUACCUGACUUUCCCAUCCCCGGUAUAAAUUUCAUCGACAUCCUACCGAUCUUCCAGAACCCAGUCGCCUUUGAGUCACUCCUAGAAGUGCUCGUCCUCUUGAUCCGAGAGCGGUUCGGCGACCAGAUUCCAGAUGUCAUAGUGGGUCUGGAAGCUCGCGGUUUCCUCUUUGGGCCUACACUUGCAUUGAGGCUCAGCCGUCCAUUUGUCCCAGUCCGCAAGAAGGGCAAGAUGCCAGGCGCAUGCAGGACUGUUGAAUACAAGAAAGAAUAUGGCAAAGACGAGUUCCAGGUGCAGUUAGAUGCCAUCAAGCCUGGUCAAACAUGCUUGAUAGUGGAUGAUAUCAUUGCUACUGGAGGAACUGCUGCCGCUGCCGGCCAACUCGUGGAGCUCUCCGAUGCUAAGGUCAUGGGUUACCUCUUCAUGAUUGAGAUCACAAAUCUCAAGGGCAAGGCGCUGCUAGGUGACAAGCCGUUCAUCACCCUCGUCGAACACGAUGAAGAAGAAUAG
Molecule: messenger RNA, 735 nt
Organism: Annulohypoxylon truncatum
Lineage: Eukaryota; Fungi; Ascomycota; Sordariomycetes; Xylariales; Hypoxylaceae
Product: adenine phosphoribosyltransferase
Exons: 2
Coding region: 1-735 (244 amino acids)
Biological process (GO): AMP salvage; adenine salvage
Cellular component (GO): cytoplasm
Molecular function (GO): adenine binding; AMP binding; adenine phosphoribosyltransferase activity
Source: RefSeq, a predicted model, not a curated record